GCUGGGCCCGUGAGCCAUGGCCGCUGAGCCUGCGCGUCCGGAACCUGUGCUCCGCAACGGAGAAGCCACAACAGUGAGAGGCCCGUGUACCGCAAAAAAAAAAAAAAAAAAAAAGAGGAAGCAGAAAACAUCACAACUUCAUGCUUCUUCCGUGAUUCACAGAUGCCCUGCUUCGGAUUUAUUCGAGUUUUAUGAAGUGAUGCCUGGUUCUCGUGGACUCUUAAGUACCCAGAGGCAAUGUGGAAAAUUAAGAUGCUCUGGUUUCAAGGAAAUAGCAUGCAACUUGCCAAACACUCCUUUCAACUGCUCUUGAGAAAUCUAUCUGCCCCUAAGACUGCUCUACCUGUGCUAACCUUAUUCACAAAGGAUCCGUGCCCCCUUUGUGAUGAAGCCAAGGAAGUACUGGAGCCUUAUAAAAACAGGGAGGUGGACAUCACACUUCCAGAAAACUCUGCUUGGUAUGACAGGUAUAAAUUUGACAUCCCCGUCUUUCAUUUGAAUGGCCAGUUUCUGAUGAUGCAUCGAGUAGACAUCUCAAAACUUGAAAAACAGCUCCAGAAACUUGAGCAGCAAGGUGCGGGAGGCUGAUGAAUGCCCUCAUGAUUUUCCACCCUCUCUGUCCGGAACUCAUUCUCCUGAGGAAAUGACUGUGGCCUCAUGCUCCUUUUGUCACUUUCACACAGCUCUAAGGAUGUUCUGAACUCAGUGGUGCCAAAUAAAUGGUAAUAUUCCUCUUGUGAUUAAUGGAAGUACCAAUGUGGGAACUGUUUACCUGUUGGCAUUUUAUAAAAUAAGAGGAGUGUAUUGGCAGGGAGGGAAUGAUGGAAGGCAAGAGAAAUCUACUUGUUUUUUUUAUGUUUCUCCUUUGUAUUAAUAUGGAAGCAUUUCACAUUCACUGGACAGAGCCGUUUAUAGGAAAAAUGCUCUGUGUCCCUGUUGCUGCCCUAAGGGCUUAACUUUUUAAUGAAAGAAUAAAUGUUCUUCCACUUGGUAGAUAAAGUGAAAUGUGAAUUGUUAAUAACAGUGCACAGUCAAUAAAAGGAUGUUUUAACAAAUACAUCUGCAUGAAGUCUAUCUCCGAGGAAUUUAAUAAUACCUGUUUAAAAUUAGAGCUCAUUUUUUUUGGAUAGAAGAGAAUAAUUAUCCUAGCCAAAGACACUUCAUUUGAGAAAAACAAAAGACUUAAACCCCAAAAUGUAUGUAAGAAUCUCAACGUGCUUUACAGGUAGUCAGUAAACUGAUUUGUAAUACUUGAGUACUGCCUUUGACAGUUUUUCAGUUAUCAUCAACUGAGUUAAUUCAGCUAUUUUUAAGACAGUGGUUUUAUCAAGUUUUAAUAUCUUGGGGAAAAUUCACAUCUUACCAUAACUGAACAGAUAUGUCAUCUAAAGAAAAAAUAUUCUUCACCAUUUUAUGUAAAGUAUUAAAAAUGUAGUUGUGUACUCUUAUUUGUAUUUAGUCAGGUUCAGCCAAUAGAGGAAUGGAUUCAUUUAAAAACAAAACUGCCUUUUCCUCAAUCGCAUCAUUGCAAUUUCAUUUGUAAUGAAAUUCUUUUGAGAACUAUUUCAGUGAAUUUGGAUACUCUGAUUCACUUAGCUAGAUUUUAAUUUUAUCAGUAUGAGUUAGUCUUAGAAAUUAGAGAAUUUUAAAGCUGGCCAACCUUAGACAUUGUUUAGUCCCGCCCCCCUCAUUUUAU
This is a messenger RNA of Physeter macrocephalus (sperm whale), 1696 nucleotides long. It is a transcript of the gene C8H5orf63, whose product is annotated as chromosome 8 C5orf63 homolog. Lineage: Eukaryota; Metazoa; Chordata; Mammalia; Artiodactyla; Physeteridae. The record is from RefSeq and is a predicted model, not a curated record. The transcript has 5 exons. Bases 238 to 588 code for a protein of 116 amino acids.